Molecule: messenger RNA, 1096 nt
Organism: Oncorhynchus mykiss (rainbow trout)
Lineage: Eukaryota; Metazoa; Chordata; Actinopteri; Salmoniformes; Salmonidae
Gene: ampm1
Product: Methionine aminopeptidase 1
Cellular component (GO): cytosol
Molecular function (GO): metalloaminopeptidase activity
Source: RefSeq, marked provisional
ACACACAUGUCCAUAUAUGGCAUUGUGGUGGCAGCCAUAUUGGAAUUUCUAUCCGGCGAUGUCCCUGCAAAAGGGAACACAUAUCUCCCGCUGGCGAGGUUUUCUCCAGCCGACAGACCGUCCACUCCUCCCAGUCUCCACCCCUCUAGACUGCAGGCAGGCAUGGCGGCUAUCGAGACACGGGAAUGCGAAACAGAAGGCUGUAGCAGCGAGGCCAAACUUCAAUGUCCAACCUGUAUCAAGCUCGGGAUCCAAGGCUCAUACUUUUGCUCUCAGGAGUGCUUCAAAGGGAGCUGGGCUACUCACAAGCAGAUGCACAAAAAAGCAAAGGAGGAUAAGAACCAGGAUGAGGCAAAGAACUGCGUGGAGAACGACACCAACACAGACCCAUGGCCUGGCUACCGCUACACGGGCAGACUACGCCCUCACUACCCACUCACUCCCAUGAGGCAUGUCCCCGGUAACAUCAAAAGACCUGACUAUGCCGACCAUCCACUAGGUAAUGCUACUCCUCCUAGACUGCCUCCAGUUGCUUUUAAGUUUUAAGAAAUCCUUUGCUGUCCAUUUGAAAAUCUUCUCAAGGCUAGUAUUCUUUGUCAUUAAUUGUGUUAUUGAAACAUGACACUUUAUCUGAGAAAUGUGUACUGUUUCUAUGUUUAACAUCGGGUGAUAUCAUUCAUAGAAAAAUGGGUUUCUGCCCCAGCCAUAGAUUCCACCUAAGCUGAUCAUUAAUUAUGUAACCAUGGUAACCUCGAUGGUGAGGAUUCACUCCAUAAGGUAACUGUCACCUGACUGCUGAUCAGCCACCAGGUAGCCAUGGUUAGUCUCUCCACUCAUGGCACAUCCAUCCAAAUGGCACGCCGGGACACGAGUGAGAUAAUGUCAUGUCCGUUAUUCGUGAUCAUCAGAGCCCAGUUUUUCAAAAGUUAUCUGAAUUCAAAUCAAAUCCAUGUUUAUUUGUCACAUGCGCCGAAUACAACAGGUGUUGUAUUUCACCUUACAGUGAAAUGCUUACUUACAGGCUCUAACCAAUGGUGCGUGAAAAAAUGUGUGUUAAGUAAAGAAAUAAAACAAAACAACAGUAAAAAAACAUUUG